Messenger RNA from Pseudozyma hubeiensis SY62, 2322 nucleotides. RefSeq lists its product as hypothetical. NCBI's taxonomy places the organism in Eukaryota, Fungi, Basidiomycota, Ustilaginomycetes, Ustilaginales, Ustilaginaceae. The record is from RefSeq and is a predicted model, not a curated record. The coding region runs from base 1 to 2322 and encodes 773 amino acids. The transcript has a single exon.
AUGUAUGCGAGUCUUCCGGACUACUCAGAAGCGGGCGCGAGCAGCGUAACCUUGACCUCUGAGGUAGCUAUGACGGAUCCUACAUUCCAACCCGUUGGGUCCCGCGCAGCCGGAAACGACACAGGCAGCUUCUUUGACAUUGCACCUCGCAGCGAUUCCACUUCGUUUCAAGUCGGUUACCUGGGUCUCGAGGGCUUCCAGGCUUGGCUCAAAGGCGAUGUGCUGGUCAAACUCGAUUCUUCGACCAAAAGAAAGGGCAGGUACACUCGUUGCGUCGUCACACUUCAAGCAGUUGAACGAGCUCCGGGCAAUAGCGCAUCACCAAACAACGCAUCCAGCGCUAUCGCAACAAGUAGUCAGGGAUCGGAGCGUCCUCAAUUAAUCGAACUCUUCUCGCACAAGCUAAUUCUGUGGGAUGUCGACAAAGAGGCAUCAAGCUCGAAUGCCAGCACUGCUACAGUACCUUCAACGAUGCCCUUCUCGUUCCCGCUCACUUCAGACUUGCCUCACUGCAUCCAUCUUCGCCAAAGCUCUCUCGCUUACUCCAUCACCGCUCAGCUGUUCAGCGAGGACGCCGGUAAGCUGCCGCACGCCGUAAAAACCGUUCCAGUGCAUCUCGUGCGCUACACACGUCCCGGUCCACUCAAUGAGGUCGAGCUCAAUCAACUGGACGGCGCUGCCGCCACAGAGCAGAAGUACACUCUCCAGCCACACAACUGGGUCGAGCAGGCGCCAACGUUAGUCUACGCCCAGAUCAAUCGCACCAUCUUUCGGCGCGCAGAACCAAUCGACAUCCGUGUUCGCAUUCCCCCUCCAGAUCCUACGAACGUCACCGAGAAAGGUCUCAAGCUACGAGCAGUCGAGGCGGAUCUGAUUCGCAUCAUACAUGUCAAGCGCCCCAGCGGUCAAGAAACGGAUGACGGCGCCAGAGCAAAGACCGUCUUGACUGACCGUGCUGCAGUGCAAGAGCUAGGUACAGAUCCGGACGUACAUCAAGCAUUGCUUGCCCACAGCGGUAAGCUCUGCCGCUUCCAUUCUCAGCGUCCCGUGCUGCUUCGUCUAACGCUGCAUCCGCCCUUCGAUCGUGCCAACAUGCCGCAUCCGCAUCCAGACCACGACGCGCUUGUAUCUGGUCCUGUUUUUGGGCGUGGCGGAGGCGGUGGAUGCGAAAGUAUCAGCCAAGAGACACUGAUGCACAAGAUCAGCUUCGAGGUUCGCAUCAAGAUCGGUAUUCUCGGCGGUCGCGGCGAACGCAGAGAUAUCCUUCUUCGUAGAGCCGUCCGGAUUCUUCCCGGGGCUGCUGGCGCACUGGAGAAUCAGAACGACAGUAGUCUCGGAGGAUUCAGUACGCUCUCGGAAAAGGAACGGCUCAAACGGUCCGAAAAGGCACGAAUGCUUGCCGACGACCAACAGCCCGGCGAAUCGAGCUCGCGCAGCCCAGAAUAUGCUAGCGGAUUGCUCGACUUUGGCAUGGAGGACGAAUACGACGGCUACGAGGAUGUAGGCCGAAGCCUCAACGACCUGAUGGAAGCUGCUGACCAAUCCAACGUGGCCGGCUCCAGCAACCAAGCGAUGGAUCAUGCCGAACGUUUGGAGCAGCUUCGCCAAUUCUUGGAAGUAUCCGAUCCAUCGACCCACCAUGAUGGGCCACCGCCUUCGCUGCUCGAGAGCCGGAACGAUUUGCAGGUCGAGGUUGAAGUUGACGGCGUAGGAUUGGCCAUGCCUCGUCAUCCCCUCCGUCACCCUGCCGACCAGUACCCCGAGAUGGAUAGCACGGCCGAUGACACAUUCCCGCCGCCUCCCCCAAUCGACGGUACUCAUGCGAACACCGAGGAUACGCUGUCACCCUACGCGGAGGCGUCCUUGGCCUCCGAAAGUGCUGCGAUGGUGCUGUCAGAUCGCACUGAUUCUCAACCCUCCCUUCAACACGCUGUCGAUCAGUCACAGAGGACUACGAAGCCUGGUCCCAACGCUGGAGCAGAUUGUGAGGCACAUCCAUCCUACGAGGCAGUCAUGUCCGGCUCCCAGACUCCGCUUUCAAGUCAUCCCGAGAGUGUCUCGCAUCACGAACCUCCGCCAUACAUUGACGGAAGCAGUCACGCUGAUCCAGCGCCCCCGUUCGACCAAGCUGUACGACAGCAUGCCAGCAGUGGCGGUCUGUCCAUCGAUCACGGCGCCGCUUCCAACGAUCAGAUUGAAGACCGACAAGAUCUUUCACAAGUGCAACGUAGCCUCUCCGUACAGCACGCCAGUGCUCAAAGCGAAGAUCAUCGUCCACCCGCAUACGGCACUUCGCCGCAUCCGCCUUCCUACGACGCAUGA